AUGGACAUUAUAUUUGAUUAUUCUAAAGAGAUACAUGGAAAAUUGCUUGGUUUUGAGAUUGACUUGCAAGCACCAGGAACUCCGUACAAAGAAUUCGUGCUUGGGUUUUCAUGGGUAGUUUAUAUUUUUGAGCAAUAUCUGAGUUACCGUCAAUACAAGAGGCUACACGAUCCAAACCCGCCAGAAAGUCUCGCAGACCACGAGGAAAUUCGCGAGAAAUACCCGAAAUCGCAAGCGUAUAGUAUCGAUAAAGCCAAAUUUCGGUUUUUUGCCGAGUUUUUGGCACAAGUGGAGACGACGGCGAUUUUUCUGCUGGAUGGGUUACCGUGGAUGUGGAACAUUGCGGGAAAAAUAUUAGAGUCUACUGAAUAUGAUCCUAACGAAUAUGAGAUUAUUCGAUCUUGUGUUUUCGUGGUUCUUUGGAGUCUUCUAUCGUUCAUAAUCUCGCUUCCCACUUCACUCUGGUAUACUUUCGUGAUUGAAGAACGUCACGGAUUUAACAAGAUGACUAUUCGGCUGUUUAUCAUGGAUACACUCAAACAAAUAAUGCUAAUGUGUGUUAUUGGGUUACCCGUUUUAUCACUUGUUCUGUAUAUUAUCAAAUGGGGUGGAGAUAAUUUCUUCUUUUACGUGUGGUUAUUCGUUCUCGUAUUCAAUUUCAUCAUGCUCACAAUCUACCCGACACUCAUACAACCACUAUUUAACAAAGUGACCCCACUUCCCGAAAACGAACUCCGAACAAAGAUCGAAGAACUGGCGUCGCGUAUUAAUUUCCCAUUGAAAAAGUUGUACGUGAUCGACGGGAGUACGCGGUCGGGACAUUCGAAUGCAUACUUUUAUGGGUUUUUUAAGAACAAGAGGAUUGUGCUGUUCGAUACAUUGAUUGAGUCUGCGGAAGUUGAGGAAAUUGUUGCCAUUGUUGGACAUGAAUUAGGUCACUGGUACCUAAACCACACAGUAAAAGUACUAGCCAUCGCACAAGUACAGAUGUUCACGCUCUUCUUCCUCUUCUCGCAAUUCAUCAACAACACUGCACUAUACCAGUCUUUUGGAUUUGACACGAAACCGACAUUAAUUGGAUUUAUUCUUUUCCAAUAUAUUUAUUCGCCGAUUGAUCACGUUGUUUCUUUCUUGAUGAAUAUCUUGAGUCGGAAACAUGAAUUCGAAGCCGGUAGUCAUUACGCGUACGGAAAGAAAUUGGGAUACGCGGAACAACUUAGAUCUGGUCUGAUCAAGAUUCAUACAAAAAAUUUAGGAAACCUGAGUAAUGAUUCUUGGUUUUCGGUGUAUCACUUUUCGCAUCCGCCACUUCCCGAGAGAUUGAACGCGUUAAUGCAAACAGACAAGAAAAUUAAUUAG
This is a messenger RNA of Ambispora gerdemannii, 1359 nucleotides long. The record is from the annotation of a GenBank genome assembly. NCBI's taxonomy places the organism in Eukaryota, Fungi, Glomeromycota, Glomeromycetes, Archaeosporales, Ambisporaceae.